Molecule: messenger RNA, 1713 nt
Organism: Mesorhabditis spiculigera
Lineage: Eukaryota; Metazoa; Nematoda; Chromadorea; Rhabditida; Rhabditidae
Source: the annotation of a GenBank genome assembly
AUGACUCUGCCGCGAAUCGCGACGAUUUGUGUGAUUGGUGGAUGUACGGCGAUCCGGGAGAAUGGGGCUUUGAAGAGUAUCGAGUCUAUUGAGGUUGAUGCCCGAUCGGAAGCCCCGGGAGAGCGCCUGAAAAGGAUCGAAACAAAGACGAUGGGUCCGCUUCAAAUAGCCAGACGAGCCCCUUCGGUUAUGAAGAUGUCAAAUGGAUCGAUUCUGGUUGCCGGUGGUUGUUCUGGGCCGGGGGCGCACGAGGGAUCGAUAGAAAUUGUUUGCGGCACCAAGAGCACGUCAUUCGAUUCUCUUCUCCCACCGCAUAGCUGUGCCGCAUCUUCGUCGAUUGAUCCUGACGAAUUAUUGAUCGUGGGCGGCUAUGAUGGAUUCGAAUGCUUGAACCAAGUUUCGCUAGUGAAUGUGGCCAACAAUAAGCAAUCCGUCACGAGACUCCCGACAUUUGGCUCCCCGCUAAAGAAUGGUGCGAUGGUGAACGGUGGCAACGGGGAACUGCUAAUUUUUGGAGGUUGGGAUGGCACCAGGACGAUGAAAUCUAUCUUUCGGAUGAAGCUAGCGGAGAAAGACGCCAGCUUGGAGAUGUGCGGCAUUUUACCCCAUCCAUCUGAGGGCCACUCGGCAAACGGGCACCAAAAUUCGGUGUUUAUCGUCGGCGGAUAUGAUGGAUUUGCUGUCACGGAUCGCAUUGUUCGAUUUGAUACCACCAACUCAACGGCUAAAGUUCUGGACGUGAAGCUGGAGGUGGCGCGUGAAAAUCAUACGGCUCAGAUAAUCGGCAACUAUCUGGUCGUUUUGGGUGGCUGGGAUGGGCAUAAUGCUUUGGAUUCCAUCGAGGUAUGCCGCAUGGCGCGUGACCUCCAAUGGAAUCCGAUUUCGCCCGAUCUGCUACUCACCGAGCUAACGAGUCUCGAUGAGCUGUCGUUUCCCAGCUCGUCUAGACGAAUUCGGUACACAUGUGUCGCCGUCUCCCAACGAUACCUAAUUGUCGGUACGUGUUCCGGCACUGUCUACGUCUUUAGCAGAUACGCAUCCCGCCAUCGCUCAAAACUCGCUUCACUCCCAGUCAGCAUUCUGACCAUCCGCGAUGGGUCCGUUAAUAAGUUGCUGAUUUCCCCCAGUGAAAUGCAUGUCGCAGUGGGAAGUGAAAGUGGCCGAAUCUCGGUAGCCUCGCUUGGGCCCGCAUCUGCAACCGCAAGCCCGGCUCCAGCGCUCGUUUAUACAGUUCCUGGAGACGUGCGCCGACCAGAUCGAGUGACCGCACUUUGCUGGGCCGCUCAAGGCGAUGUCCUAUUUGCCGGCCAUUUCACCGGUCGCGUGGUGCAGCACAAGAUUUCGUCUCGCAGCCUCUUCCGCACCGUCUACGAGCAGGUCGCCCAAUUCGAUGGGCCGAUUGUGCAGGUCAGCUACUCGAUGGGUCGGCUUCUGAUAUCGGGCAACUCGUCGACAUUUCUUGUGCCGUUGGAUACGCGUGAAUCUGUACAGGUGGGGACAAAGGUGCGCAACGAGCUGAUGGGUGGUUGUUUCGGCGGGCCCGAUGGGGAUGAUGCUUUUAUUAUCGCUGCGAGGCCACACGGCCGCUUGUGGGAGGCGAAUCUUGUCGGGACAGUUUAUCGCGAUUUCACCGAGCCGAACCAGUCGACGCCGUCGAUCGACACCUCGGGCGCCAUGGCACCGUCACGGCUUUGGAAGUCGAGGUGGCUAGAG